CCCGUCCCCAAAUUCCCGUGCCUGAGCUCAGUCCGCCGUCUGGCUGGCAGUCGAGUUGGUGGUGCAGUACCAGUACCAGGGAAUCUUCCGGAACCAAAGACUUUGCGUAGCCUCUGGGAAAGACCCAGUGCACUCUCCCAGUGUUUUCCUAAUAUCCAUAAUUUCCAUUUGCACCCUUCUGUAUCUGUCUUCUCUAGUUUUGAGGGUCAUUUAAUGACCACCUAUACUUUUCCAGCCCCCAAACCUCAAACCUAGGCAGCACCUCCCCAUUUCCCAGGCUUCCUAAUAAGUCAUCCAAAUUCCUGUUCUCAAACCCCUGCAGCCAAGCUCUACCUCUCUAGGCGUCCUGUGCCUAAUUCCCCCAGUUUGCCGCCUUUUCCUCUGUUCCUGAUCUGAGAAGUGUGUGUUUCUGGCAUGCUGGGGGAAAGGAAGAUGGGACUAGUUUGAGAAUUGAGGUUUGUUCAACUUGAACCUGGUGCCUCAGAGGGGUCUGAGCUUGCUAACUUCAUAGUGGCAGAAGGGAGUGCUAGAUGAUAUGGAGAAAGGGGGGAAAGGGGGGCCGGGAGAGAAGGACUAGAUAUACAUGAGGAAAAAAGUGGUGGAAUUUCCCUCUUCUCUGUUUUGGUUCCAGAGACAGUGUUCCUUCCCCUUCUCAUUAAACCUAAUUUCCCAACGGUCCUUUCUUUUCUCCCAGUUCUGUUCCCCUUACUCCAUCCUGGCGCAGCCCACAAUUCCCCUUUCCCCCUGCCCUUCCCCUUCCUCCCCAUGUCCCUGUUCCUCCCCUUCUCCUCCAGCUCUUAUGCCACCUACAUCUCCCCAUCCUUCUCUCCUCUCUGCUUCUCACUUUUCUCUACCUUCCCUCUCAUUGUCUUCCACUCUUCAUCUUGAUCCUCCACCCCGUAUGCCAGUGACUUUCACAGACGUGGCUGUGUAUUUUGGAGAUGUCAUGUGGGAGAGCUACAGGGACCUCAUCUCCUUGGGAUUUCCAUUCCCUAAACCAGAACUGAUCCCUCACUUGGAGGAAGGGAAUGAGUCAUGGGGUCAAGGAUCUCAGGAAUCUGAAGAAAUGGGAGUCCCAAAAGAAUCCUAUCCAGGCAUGAGGACCAAGGAAGAAGAAGAGGCAGAAUCAGUCCCUGACCUUCCUUCUGUCUUGGAGAGUUCCCCACUACCAGCUAUACCCUGUGGCUCAACCAUCUCCCCACCCCCAGCAUCCCCACCCCCACCCCCAAAACCCUUUUCCUGCCCUGAAUGUGGUUCCUGCUUCUCACGACGCUCCCACCUUUCCCGACAUAGGCUAAUUCACUCUGGUGAGCGCCCCUUCCCAUGCCCUGAAUGUGGAAAGUGCUUUGCCCAGGGUGCCCACUUGGCCUUGCAUCUGCGUUCCCAUACAGGUGACCGACCCUAUUCUUGUGGUCAGUGUGGCCGAAGCUUUCGCCAUGGCUCCCAUCUGGCCCGGCACCGACGUACACAUCUGCCUGACCCCCCCUACCGAUGUGGCCAGUGUGGCAAGGGUUUCUCCCAGAGUUCUGGGCUCCUACAGCAUGCCACUGUCCACACAGGCGAGCGUCCCUAUAUUUGUGCUGUUUGUGGCAGAGGCUUUGGCCGUCAUCCCAGCCUUAUCCGCCACCAAAAGUCCCAUUCGGGUGAACGUCCUUUCCCCUGUCCUGAAUGUGGCAAGCGCUUCACUCAGAGCGCCAAUCUUGCUCGCCAUCUUCGGACACACACUGGAGAGACACCAUACCUGUGUAGGGAGUGUGGGCGUGGCUUUAGCCAACACCCUCGCUUAGUGGCACACCGAAAAACCCACCACACAGGACCCCCACCCCCACCUCCUCCUGUCCAUUCCUGUGCUGACUGUGGUCUACUGUUCCCUCAGGCUCUGGCACUGGUCCGUCACCAGGCAGCCCAUCAUGGUGGCGAGAAGCCAUUCCACUGCACCCAGUGUGGGGAGGGUUUUGGUCACCGCUCCAACCUGAGGCGCCACCAGCGUGGCCAUGGUGGGGAGCGACCAUACCGCUGCAGUCAGUGUGGCAAAGGCUUUGGCCAGAGCUCUGGACUGGUCCAGCACCAGCGUAUUCACACUGGUGAGAAGCCCUUCCGCUGCCCAGAUUGUGGGCGUGGGUUCCGCUAUAGCUCCAACCUGGCACAACAUUACCGUGGCCACACUGGGGACCGCCCCUUCAGGUGUGAGCAUUGUGAUCGUGGCUUUACCCGUAGUUCUCACCUGCUACGACACCGUGCCACACAUGGUGGGGAGGAUGGAGAUGAGGACUGUAGGCCUGGAGGGAUCCCUGUGUUGACAAUUAAGGCAACUUCCCUUAGCCAGGAAUCUCCCAAGGAAUCUGGAGGUACUAUCCAAGUGACUGAAACCCUAUCUCAGCCAGAGUGAUUUAUUUGUUUCCUAUGGUUGGAGCAACUGAGUCUUAAUCCAGGCCUGUCUUUGGCUGUAGUGACUCCCAGAGCAGCUACUUUUUUGUAAUCCAAAUGGUUACUCUUCCUUUGUCUUUCCUCAGAGAAGAGGUAACCAACUCCCCAUACCCAUGCCAGGAGUGAGAGCUCCUAAGUGCCCUCCUUCUCUCUCUGGCCUAGAGGAUCACCUCUUCUAGGGGGUGAUUCCCUUUGCCUAAGGAAAAGUAUUCCCCAAAAGAGAGUAAGCUCUCUGUUCUUUUCUCUCUUCAUCUUUAUCUAAAAAGUUUGAUGAGGCUGUCUCAGAAGUAGCUGGCAAUUACAGGUCUCUGCAGGAAACUUCAAGGAAGAUAAACUGAAUCCCUGUGAUAACCCCUGCCUGGGAUACAGAAAAAUCACACUAAUACUUUUAGAAGUUACACUUGAUUCUUAACCACCAUCCCUUUAAUUCUGACUGAUCCCAUCAUGCUUUGGAGGCUACCUGGGAUUCUUUCUUUUAUGGGUACCAAAGUACUUUCCACAACUUCCUUUGACAAUAUGAUUUACACUGACUGUAGCUCUCUAAAAGUGCCAGAUCUUAAAACUCCUUGUCACACCGAGUCAAGAAUACAGGUAAAUUGGGCUAUCCCUUUCCAGUUGCUUACAUUCCCUUGCAUUACUAACAUUCUAUAGAAAACCUAUGAUUUCCAUAUUGUAGAUAUUCUCUCCGGUGAUAUAGCUCAGAAAUUGCCAUUGCCCAUGUCUAUGACAAUUCUUAUUACUAUGCCGGGGGGGUGAGAGGGGCAAAAGCAUCACCCAGUUGCCAACCUUUAGAUGAUGAACCCUUCCAAACUUAAUUAGAUUGCCUUUAGUGCAACAGACUCAGUGGAUUGUUAGAUUAUACUUUAAAACAUCUUUUUGAUUUGGUAAAACCUGUCAAAAUUUAGAUGGAUUGCUCUCACAGCAAAAUCUUAAAAGAGUUUAGCCUCACCUCCAUACCAAAACAAGUCAUCAGAAUAAGACUGUAGUAGAACGUUCCCUUGGAUUGAAGCCUACAAAUGUGGGGAGACAUAAUUAGGAAAAUCAGAAGCAAGAUGAAAGUAUAAUAGCAGAGUCUGUUUGAAAGAAACUAAAAGAGGGGGGGAGUAAGGGAAUUUGGAGAGAGAUUAGAAGAUAGAAAUAAGGGAAUGAGACAGGGUAUCACUUGUUAAAAAGUAAUAUUUCACAUAUAUGUAUUGUAUUUUAUAGACAAAAAUUUUCAUAUUUUAUUUGAUCCUCAUUUAGGCCUGUGAGGUAGAUAGUCUCAUUCUCAUUUGUUAAGAUGGGGUCUGGGAUAGGAAAAGGCAACUUCACAUACCCAGCCAAAGGAAAAACCAGAACUGGAACUGGAUCUUCUGAUUUGAACAUCGAUGGAUGUUUUACUAUGUCCAUACCACUUCUAGUACACUAGCUGACCUGGUCCUGCCAUCAGAAAGCUUAUAGCCUAUUUAAGAAAACAGGACAUAUCUAGGGGGAAAAAAAUAAGGCAAUAUAUAAGGACAAAGCACUAUGCAGUGAGGCCUCCUUAUUUACAUUCCUCAGAACCUACAUUUCCUAUCCAUUGCAAGUAAGAGACCCUGUAUGAAAAGCAGUCCGUGGUUUCCAUAAAAGUUUCCAGUGAGGGAUAUGCAGUUCUCAUACAGACAUGUCACAGUGGAGAAAACUGUAUCUAGUGCCAAAGUUGACACCAGAGGAGGAAACUAUUUCCAUCUGUCCUUGGAGAAGGUACUGUGGGACUAGAAUGAGAAAAGUUCAUAUUUUCAAUAUCCUUUGUGCUUAUUGUUAAUAAUAAGGUAUAAAUAGUUAUUUUAGUUAAUUUAUUAUCUUUCCUCAAUGUAACUUUUGGGCUGUUACAGUAAAUAAUAAAUAUUUGAGUUGAAAUCUCUCUUAGAAUGUGUCAAAGGGAUUUACCUUUCUUUGUACCUCCAAUAUUGGGGCAAGACCUUGGCACAUAGUAAAUAUGUAGUAAAUGCUUAUUGGUUGACUAUUUUGAUAAGUGCAAGAAAGAACUAUGGGAUGGCUAAUAUUUAAGCUUAGAUAUAGUUGCAUCCAAAAUUCUUUCUUUGCAAAUAAGAAAAUGAAGGUCUAGAGAGGGGAAAGAAGUUACAUUGCAAUACAAUAUCAUGCUAUAAUAUGAACCAUAUAAAAAUGCUGAAGAGACAUAGUAAUCAAGCGAUCUGAAUCAAAGAAAUGCUUCCUAAAGGAGGUAAGGGUGGAGAGAAUGAGGGACACAGUUAAGUAGAAAAGAAACAGUCAUACAUUUUUUCUAAAGCAACAUCUGCAUCAGGAAAUUCUGUGUCCUGCCUCCAUCUCUUUUAUAGGUUGUCCCCUAGAAGACAUAGAAUGUUGAAUAUAGGAAAACAGCAAAUAGGUCAGUUUGCCUGAAGCUUAGAUUUCUAGAAGUAUAUUUAAUUAUUCUGGAGAGAUAGUUAAGAGCCUAACUGUGAAGAAUUUUAAAUAUCAAACAAAGAAGCAACUUUAUCCUAAGUAAUUGAAGCUUCUUAAGCAGGGGAAUGAGUGGUCAGAGCAGUGUUUUAGUGAUAUCACUUUGGUAGCAGUGUGAAAGAUGGAGUGAGAGAAGAGAGACCAAUUGGAAAGCUGUUACAAAAGAUAAGGCAAGAGAUAUUGAGGCCUUAAAUUAGAGGAGGUGACCAUAUGAAUGAAAGGAGAACUGGUAAGAGAGAUUAAAGAGGUAGAAUUGACAAGAUCAGAUCACUGGAUAUGGGAGUUGAGGGAAAGGGAAGAAUCAGUAACAAAACCUAUGUUGUGAACAUAGGUGUCUUAAGUAGUGGAAAAAGUUGAGAGAAAGAAUGAGUUUAGAGGAAAAGAUAAAUUCUUUCAUGAACUUUUUGAGUUUGAGAUGUGAGUGGAGUGUCCAGCAGGAAGCUGGAGGUAUGAAUACAGGAGAUAUGAGAAUUGAAUAUGUAGAUUUGAAAAUGAACUGCAUAGAGGCAACAAUUAAAUCAAUGAAAGCUGAUGAGAUCAUCAAAGAUAGUAUAGGGACAGAUAAGGGAGCCCAGGGCAGAAGUAUUCCUGCUCAUCAGGGAAUAAUAAACCAAAGGGACCGAGUUUGGUUUUGGCAGUAUGGAAAAUGAAGGAGAAGAAAUAAAAGGUAAAUUAUAGGUUGUAGAUCUGUGAGUCAAUAAAAGAGUAGUGAUGCUAUUUACAUUAUAUUCACAAUGAUCACUAAAAUUUCUUCAGAUAUCUUGCUUGGGAUUUAUAGGCCUUAAUCACUGGAUAGACUUUGUCUCAGGCAAACUGAAACUUGUUAAAAGACCUUAGAAUAAACAGGACAAGAUUUCCCACUGCAUUCAGGACCAUUUCUAAUAGUUCUGAUCUAUAUUUUGCUACCAGACCUAGAUGGCUCCAGAAGAGAAGGUGAGACUGGUGACCCUCCCUUAUUUAAAUACAAUUUACUUACAUGUUAUGACAUCGCCUCCCUGAUGUCAUGGAUCUUUUCAGGAAUACAAGACAAACAACAACCUCUGUGAGUAAUAGUAGGAGCUGUCCCACUGGGGACCCAAUUGUUAACUGGCCAGUUGGGCAACACAGCCCUUUUGGGUUUUUUUUCUUUCCCUUUCUUUCCUCUAUUCACUUAGGAUAUCAUACCCUUACUCAUACCCUUACCUAUGAGUGCUCUGCCCAAAUGAAUGUAAAUUUUGAUGGCUAAAACCUUGCAAGAUAUUUUGGGCUAGAAUGAUGCCUUAAAUCCAAAUCACUCUAGCUUCUGAUCUAUAUCCUGCCACUGGACCCAAGAAGAGAGUGAGGCUGGUGACUUUGCACAGCCUAUCAUUUAAAUCUAAUUCACUUGCAUCUCAUAGCAUUACCACCCUGAUGAUAUGGUCCUCUUCCUGAAGAAAGGAUCAAUAGCAAGGAUCCAUUGAUAGCGAUGGAUAAUUAGAAAAGGAUAAAAAUUUAAAUAUUCAGAUGACAGAGAAUGUAAUUUGAAGGAAUGGGAAGUAAAUGUAGCAGGAGAAAAACAGGGAACUAAGAAAAGCAAAAUGAGAAUUAAUAGUGCUAGCCAGAAAACUAGGAAAACCAGAAAGUAGUGUCAUAGAGAUCAAGUGAGAGGAAUUAGGGAAGGCAUGUUCAAUAAUUUCUGAAAAGAAGAUGAAAACUUAAAAAUCAUUGUAUUUGGCCAAGACAAAGUAACUGGUGAACUUAAAAUAACAGCAUUUAUAUAGUGCUUUAAAGUUUGCAAAGCACUUUACAAAGAAUAUCUUAUAUGAUCCUCUGAACAGCCUACUUUAGAUAUGACUGCUAUCAUUGUCCUCAUUUUACACAUAAGGAAACUGAGGCAAGCAGAGGUUAAGUCAUUUGCCUAAGUUCACAUAGUAAAAAUCUAGAUUUGAAUUCAAGUCCAUUCACUGUGCCACUGAGCUACCUCCAAAUCCAAUAAACAAAUCCAUCUUUGAAACAACUUGAGUUAUGUCCUCAUAAACUUCCUGGAUUUGGGGGGGCAUCCAAUUAGGUCAGGAAAUGUAGGGACAUGUGAGAGGAAUCACUUGAUAUUUUGCGAAUAAGGAGGAAUGUUAAAGGUAAAAAGUUAGAUUUGAAGCCUAGAAGGGAGUAAGGAUAUGGCAACAAGAAAUGUAUCUUCUACUAUGUCCAAAAGGCUACCAAACUGUUCAUACUCUUUGACCUAGUAGUGUCACUACUGGUCCUGUAUCCCAAAGAGAUUAUAAAAAAGGGAAACAUAUUUGUAGCAGCUCUUUUUGUGGUGUCAAGUUAUUGGAAAUUAGGAGGAUGUGCAUCAAUUGGGGGAUGACUGAAUAAGUUGUAGUAUUUGAAUGUUAUAGAAUAUCAUUGUUCUAUAAAGAAUGAUGAAUAGUCUAAGUAAAGUGA
Sarcophilus harrisii (Tasmanian devil) is the source of this 7269-nucleotide messenger RNA. Its product is annotated as zinc finger protein 436. Gene Ontology annotation, biological process: regulation of transcription by RNA polymerase II. Bases 584 to 2389 code for a protein of 601 amino acids. The transcript is spliced from 4 exons. Lineage: Eukaryota; Metazoa; Chordata; Mammalia; Dasyuromorphia; Dasyuridae. Gene Ontology annotation, cellular component: nucleus. The record is from RefSeq and is a predicted model, not a curated record. Gene Ontology annotation, molecular function: RNA polymerase II cis-regulatory region sequence-specific DNA binding; DNA-binding transcription factor activity, RNA polymerase II-specific.